This is a messenger RNA of Solanum lycopersicum (tomato), 741 nucleotides long. Its product is annotated as MICOS complex subunit MIC10. The record is from RefSeq and is a predicted model, not a curated record. NCBI's taxonomy places the organism in Eukaryota, Viridiplantae, Streptophyta, Magnoliopsida, Solanales, Solanaceae. Gene Ontology annotation, cellular component: mitochondrion; MICOS complex; mitochondrial inner membrane.
GAAAAUUUGGGAGAGUUGUACAUUUUUCCAGAAAGAAGGUACAGACAGAAAACGAAACCCUCGGCUGCUAAUCAAAUCAAGAUCAAACAACAAGGAACCCUAGAAAGUGAGAUUGUGUGGCAAUGGCUGAAGAGAACAAGCAAGAACAAUCAGUUGUACCAUCAGGAUACAAUUUGGAUGCAAAAUGGGAUGCUUGUCUUGAUUUGGGUGUUCGCCGUUUUACUUACUUUUCAUUAAUCGGUGGCUUUGCUGGUCUUCUCCUCUUCCGGAGUCCCGUGACACGGUGGGCAUCUACGGCAUUUGGUGCUGGGGCAGGUCUAGGAUCUGCAUACACAGAAUGCUCUCAGAAAUUUGGUGGAUAUCCUGGAAAAUCAACUGCUAGUAUUUCUGAGACUCCUAUUACCAAGGUCGGAGAGGACUGAAGCAACCCUUUCAGGGAGAUCACAGAUCAAAUUUUUCUUUAACGUAUGAGAUUGUUGUUUCCCUGUUUUCACCCAUUGGCCUUUUGUCCUUUGUUAUGCCAAAUAUUAUUUUGCAUGACUUGAUAUUUAGAGCAAUCUAUGGCUCAUUUGGCUUUUUUUUUUCUACUUUGUAACUGUUACUACCAAAAUGGAAUUAUAUAACAAAAGGAAGGAGAAGAAAUAAUUGCUUUUAUCUGCAUUUUCGUGUUGUGUUGCACACCUUUGUUGAUGGAAGUAUUCCGUGGCCUAUGGGCUUUUGAAGUAGAAAUUGAUGAAUAAA